Messenger RNA from Pelobates fuscus (common spadefoot toad), 1419 nucleotides. RefSeq names its product mitochondrial ribosomal protein S7 (gene MRPS7). NCBI's taxonomy places the organism in Eukaryota, Metazoa, Chordata, Amphibia, Anura, Pelobatidae. The transcript is spliced from 5 exons. Gene Ontology annotation, biological process: translation; ribosomal small subunit assembly. The coding region runs from base 42 to 743 and encodes 233 amino acids. Gene Ontology annotation, cellular component: ribosome; mitochondrial small ribosomal subunit. Gene Ontology annotation, molecular function: mRNA binding; structural constituent of ribosome; rRNA binding. The record is from RefSeq and is a predicted model, not a curated record.
CUCGACCACACCGGAAACCCCCCGCGAGAUCUCAGGUCAAAAUGGCGGCUCCCUCUGGCACACUGCUGGCGGCUGGGAUCCGGGCCCGGAUUGUGAGUCUUACCCAGGUAAGAUGGAGCAGAUACAGCCCUUUGUACCUGGAUCCAGAAGUCAACAAAGAACAUUAUCGCCGACCUGUGGACGAAUUAAGUGAAGAAGAGCGUGCGGAAUGGGAACUUAAAUCCGUCAAACCGAUCAAGGCAUCUCCAGCUAAUGUGACAAGUUCCGUUUUUACAGACCCAGCUAUUAGUAAAUUCACCAAUAUGAUGAUGAAAGGAGGUAACAAGAUUCUGUCUCGCUCUAUAAUGAACCAGACUUUGGAACAGAUUAAACGAAUCCAGUUGGAAAAAUAUUACAAGGCUUCAGAGGAGGAGAGGAAGAACAUUGAAUGUAAUCCAUACACCAUCCUUCACCAGGCUCUGGACAAUUGCAAGCCCAUUAUUGGUCUCACUGGCAUUUUAAGAGGAGGCAAAUCUUAUCAGGUCCCUACACCUCUGACUGAUAGCAGACGUCGAUUCCUGGCAAUGAAGUGGUUGAUUAAAGAAUGUCGUGAACAUAAGCACCGGAGGACCCUAAUGUACGAGAAGCUUUCUCAGACUCUCAUUGAUGCCUUCCAUGGGGAGGGGCAAGUGAUCAAGAAAAAGCACGAGUUGCACAAGAUGGCAGAGGCAAACAGAGCAUUUGCUCACUUCCGUUGGUGGUAGGCAUUUGCCAAUCUCUGUGGAUAUCCAUGAACUAUGGGAAUAAAACUAUGUAAGACUAUCUGAUCAACUUAUAUAACGUGCUUACAUGGGAUGCUUCUGUCCUGCACUUGUUGGAGAUCUUGAAAAUUGUGACUGUAAAUACUUUUUUUUUUUACACAUAUGUACACCUAAUAAAUAAAAAUCUAUUAUUUAAAAUCAGAAUUUGCAAAAAAAAAAUGUUUUUCCAGUAAUCCUCUGACAUUUUAUAGAUAUCUUACUAGGCCAUAAUUAGUGUAUCAAUCGAUUACUUUAAACAAGGUCAUGGAACCCCUCUAUAUUCAAAAUUUCAAGACCUUAAAGGGACACUCAAAUUAUCAUAACCACCACAGCCUGCUGUAGUGGAGCAAAGCACUGUAACGCAGGGCAACUGAAAGAGUCAGCUGAUCGCUCCCAGCAAAAAAAAAAGGAACUGUACGGCUUAUCUCCGUGGCAGAACUUCUAGCUACAUGACACAUCUAUUUGUUCAGACUGUUCUUAAAUUAGUUGAUUACUUACUGUUGGAGGGCACUCUUGGCUCCAUAAUCAUUACAGCAUGCUGCAGUGCUUGGUGUCAAAACGGUUACGUACUACAAAUAAUUUUUUUUCUCAGCGGUAGUAUGACUUCCUACCCCUAUCUAAUGUCUAUUUGUUAGCUUUG